AUGUCAGAGCGAGCAGAGCGACUAUCCGGUCUCCAAAAUGGUCUUGUGGGCUCUGUUGCCGGCAUGAUCGAAGUGGUCUUACAGCAGCCGACUGUGGCUAUGAAGAACGCGGUGCAGCAGGGUCGUCCCAUCCAGUGGUCCCCAUGGGCACUCUACCGCGGUGUGGGCGUCUCGCUGGCCUCCAUCGCACCCGUGACCGCCCUCCAGUUCGCAGUAAAUGGCCGCUUGCUGCGUUGUUUGACGACAUCAGGAAGAGCACCCUCGGACCAAACUAAACUGUUGUGUGGCAUCCUGUCCGGCAUCUCGUCGGCGGCGGUUAGCGCGCCCGCGGAGCUCAUCAUGACGCUCCAGCAGAACAAUGAGAAGAGCUUUGGGGCUACCCUCAAGGAUGUGGCUCGAGCUCAUGGCGUGAUGCGACUGCUAAGAGGAUUCACAGCGACGGCUGUGCGAGAAGCGGUUUGGUGCGCUGGGUACUUAGCGCUGGCCCCAGUCUUGACGCGUGAGACGCACAAAUUGUGUCCCGCCACUUUUGGCCAUGUGGACAAUGCUACCAAGUCGCAGAGGGCGAUGGCCUCAAUUGCCGGCUGCAUUGCUGCCGGUCUCAUCACUGUGGUGGCUACUCAGCCCGUGGACACGGUUAAGACCGUCAUGCAAGGAGAGGCCAUGACGCUGCCCUCGGGUCAUGCGCCCAGCACUCUUGCUAGGGUUACGAGUAUCUACCGCAAAGGAGGCCUCCCUCGAUUCUAUCGCGGCAUCGUGCCGAGAGGAUGCCGCUUGAUCGGCGCCGUCUUCAUCUUAGGUCAAUCGCGUACAUGGCUCGAGGAGAUUAUCGAGGAGCACGCGCUACUCAACUUUUAG
Messenger RNA from Peronospora farinosa, 858 nucleotides. Lineage: Eukaryota; Oomycota; Peronosporomycetes; Peronosporales; Peronosporaceae. The record is from the annotation of a GenBank genome assembly.